UGUUCGUUAAGCGCAGAGGUUGUCGGUUGGUUGGUUCGUUCAUGGACGCGAGCGCAUACGAAACAGUUUUAAGAAGCUUUCUGCUGAAUCGGAAACGAAACGGUUUUAUUUGAAACAUCGCUAGACCGCGUGUGCUUGUGUGUGUGGGAAAGUGGAAAGUGAAAACGAAAAUGAAAAUGAGCAUGGUGCAUGAGCUUCCUUGACGUUCGCUCGCUUUGCUUGCUCGCUCGUUUGCUCGCUGUAACGGCGGAAAAUCCAAAGCGGAAAACACACACUCGAAACACAGUGAAAAGAAGAAGGAGAAUCGGAGGCGGAGGCAGAGGCAGAGGCAGAGAGCGAGAGUACGACACAGAGGAAAGGCCAAUUCCACGAAGAAAUGUCCGCCAAAACAUCCCCAUCUAGCUCCCGGGAUGCCAGCGUGGCCGGACCCGUGCAAAUCAAAAAGGAACUGCCCAGCGAUGAGAUAAAGGAAUUCGCGCACAGCACCAUGAAUGAGCUGCUCGGCUGGUAUGGCUUCGAUGGCGUCGAUGUGGAUCGCCUGGAUCUAACCGCCAAGACAUCGCGUCUGCUGCAGAGUGCCGCCGCUGCGGCUGCGGCCAGUCAACAGCAUCAGCUGGACCAGCAACAGCAGCAGCAGCAGCAACAGUUGCUGGAGCGGCGUCGCACUGGUUUACUGCGCAGCAGUCGCACCUCACUGGCCGCCGCUUAUCAUAGCAACAACAACAACAACAACAACAGCAGCAGCAAUAGCAAUGGGAAUGCCGUUGGUCGUAAGGUCGGAGGAAUGCAAAAUUGUAAUCGAACGACAGCGGCGACGCCCUCGGAUCAUGAUACGCGCAGCUCGCGGGAGGAUGACUCCAAGAGUCCCAACUCAAUCGGCAAGCCGGUCACGACAGCGGGGCUGGUUGUGCCGCCCACAGAGGAGAAAAUAGACUUCAACAACUGCUGCUGGUGCCAUCGACCGAUUGCCGAGAAUGCGCCCGACUAUCUGACGAGCAGCGAUGGGCCGCGCUACUGCUCGGAGUCCUGCUUCACGCAGAGCCGGAGGGCGUGCUUCAAGAAGGCCAAGACCUGCGACUGGUGCAAGCAUGUGCGGCAUGCCGUCAGCUAUGUGGACUUCCAGGAUGGCGCCUCGCAGCUGCAGUUCUGCUCGGAGAAGUGCCUCAACCAGUACAAGAUGCAAAUCUUCUGCAACGAGACGCAGGCGCAUCUGGACAUGAAUCCGCAUCUGCGGGACCAGGGCCUGGAGGCGGGCAGCGAGGCGGGUCUCAUAACGCCGGAUCUCUGGCUGCGCAACUGCCGCAGUCGCUCGGCCUCGCCCGCGUCCACGGUCUCGGUGUCGCCGGGACCAGCAGCAGCGCCAGAGCGGACGGCGGCCACACCCCACGCAAAGCGCAGCUCGCCCAGCGUCACGCCGCCCAGUAAUCCGAGCAAACCUUUGAUCUCAGUGGCGCCUGUGUCCAAGCUGCUGGCCCAGAAGAGUCCCGCUCCAGCGGCAGCUGCACCGCCACCGCCGCCACCACCGCUGCAGCGGCACCAACACAGCAACAACAGCUCCUUGGCUUCAGGUCGGGACUCGGGACUCAAGCAUGGCCGUCGCAAGCGUCCGCUUCGUGGUCCAGGCUCAACCUCCUCCGGCUCGGAAACAGUGGCCAGCAUGCUCCAAAAGCAACAGCAGCAGCCACCGACGCUCAGCGCAGACUUUUCCGGCUCCAGCGUGCCGUUGCCUCCUUUGUCGCCCAUGCCGGAACCCCACCACCCACAGCAGCAGCAGCAGCAGCAGCAGCCACCGCCCGUGGUGCCACAACAGGUGCUGGGCAGGGGCCCAACUGCCAUACCUUCGAGCUACUUUGCCACACCGCCCAAUGGGCAUCCGAUGGGUCUGCCAUUUGGCAGGCAUCCCGCGCCGCCGCCUCAUCACUUUAUGCCGCCGCCGCAUGGCAUGAUGCCGCGAGGCUAUCCACCGCCCUUUGGCCUGCCCAUGCCACAGGCACAGGUGCCCGAGCAUCUGGGUGCUUUCGGGGCAAUGCUGGGUGCGGUGCCGCCCGUGACCGUGAUGGUGCCGUAUCCAAUAAUCAUACCGCUGCCCAUACCCAUUCCCGUGCCGCUGCCCGUCAUGGACUUUUACAAGGCGCACCUGACGCCCGAGCAGCGGAAGCGCUUCGACGAGGAGCGGGCCACGACGAGUCGGCGGAGCAAGGAGGAGCUGCCACAGCCACUGGACUGCAGCAAGUCAAGGAGUGAGCAGGAGCAGGAGCAGGAGCAGCAGCUGGAUCCAGCGCCACAAGAGGAGCAGAAAGCGACGAUGCUCAAGGAGGAGCAGCUGGACGACGAGGAGGAGGAUGAUAAGGAGAAGGAGAAGGAGAAAGAUGAAGAUGUUCAGGUGGACGAUGAUGACAAUGAUGAUGAGGGUAAGAAAUCCAUACCAAAGACAAACUCUGCCGGCCGCGCUUCUCCAGACUCCGCUUCGCCGUCGUCGCCUGCGUCCUCGUCGCCGGCCACAGAUGCCAACUCCUCGCAGGAGACACACUGCAUUGUGCGCGACGAAACGCAAUCGGAGAGCAAUCAGGACAGCCAGAAACUGCCCAAGUUGAAAAUUACACGACUGCAAAGCAAACGGACGCUUAACCAAACCAAAGAAGAGCCAAACGCUUCCGUUCCAGCUGCAGCGACACCUGCGGGCAGUAGCAGCAGCAGCAGCAGCGCUGCCUCCGAAUGCAGUCGACCGCUGCGCAAGCGUAAACGCAUAAUUGACUGCGAUUUCCAGAAGAUGGCGCUGCGAGAGCUGGAGCCGAGCGACGGCCAGAAUCAGCAACAGGACGAGGACGUAGAGUGCAAUAAUAUAAACAACAGCAAUAGCCAGGGAAGCGGCAAUGCAAAAGCUAAAAAGUAAAUUUUAGUAGAAUUAAUAGUAGAACUUAUCAAAAAUACUUAUUACCAUGUAUAAUUUAUCCCUGAAUGACGUGUGUAUGUGUAAGAGAGAGAGAGAGAGAGAGAGAGCGCGAAUGGCGGAGCACAAAGUGCUCGAAGAAUUUAAAUAAAUAACAAUUUAAAUGAUUAA
Molecule: messenger RNA, 3061 nt
Organism: Drosophila guanche
Lineage: Eukaryota; Metazoa; Arthropoda; Insecta; Diptera; Drosophilidae
Gene: Sobp
Product: sine oculis-binding protein homolog
Exons: 4
Coding region: 377-2893 (838 amino acids)
Biological process (GO): animal organ development
Cellular component (GO): nucleus
Source: RefSeq, a predicted model, not a curated record